GAUAAAUUAUCUUGACGCUAUUAGAUACACUAUAAUCGUAUACUACCUAGGCACGUACUCUACAUAUUUCAAAAUGGGGCAGGCAACUUCAUCUAAUAGUGAAUCUGCACUUGGCCCUGACCUUCAAACUGCAUGUGAACCUGAAAACCGGAUCGAGCCCGUCGUUAAGAUCGACACAGCCAGUAUGUGUACCCAUGCUUAUAAAUUCGGCUCAAUGGUACUCACCUGGGCUUGGAACAGAAAAGUUACAAAGCCAGUUGAGCUACGAGUUUCGCUGGGAGCAAUAUUACCGGACAGCACUUAGAAAUGCUUUGAACUUCGGCCUUGACACCGCGUAUGGCAAGUCUGAAGGCCAAAUAUCCUGGGGAGAGCAUGACCUUGUCGACUUUCUCAGCUUUGCCGUUCCGGUCAAAUUGAAGGCAGACCUCGACGUUGCAGGUCCGCUUCUGCUAAAGGCGAUGAUGCGUCUAGGCCAGUUUCCGUUCCAUAACGGACAAACUCCUUCGACACUAGGAGCAGAUGAGUUCUUCGUCGCGUGCUUCUUUCUGCAACGGCGUUACGAGGAAUACUCCCAAGUGUAUGCUGACGAAUGGGACAACAAAACGUCGCAAAAAAUCCUUGAUAGAUGGUUCCAUCGCCUCCUAUUCCAGGUCAUGUCUAACAAGCCCGACUUCGGUCCAUGGCAUGAACUCCAGGGAGAGGACAAACACUUGGCUAGAAAUCCGGCAGACGAUGAAGAUCUCAUCAUGGCCCGCACAUUUGUCGAAGAAAGAAAUUAUGCACGCGACAUGAAGAGGCCCACGGUUCGAAUUCAGCUGCCGCCUGUGAUUGAAAUAUCGGAACUUCCAUCAUCGAGGUCGCGCGACCUUACCGGGACGGUUCCGAAGGAGGAGUUCCGGGCACUUAUUCGUGUACUCUGGGGGAUUCACAAUUAUACUUCGACCGACAUUUGGGUCGACGUCGUUGAUCAACUCAUCGAGACACAUGGUACCGAUUGGCACGGAUUUGAGGCAAUGCUUAUAGAGUUAGAGCCGCGGUUUUCUUCGGAAAUUAGUUCUUUACUCAAUGAAUUAUACCGGGAUCGAGAUAGGGAGAUGACACCAUACUUAGAGGAGAACCAGGACGUGUACUAGAUACCACUGUAUCCAUAGCGAGAGGCCUCGCACCGCCAAUAACGUAUACUCCAGAGUAAAAAUAUGUUUCCUUUGGUCAUCGAAGGAUAUCAAACCAGGCAGAAAGUACUAAGUAAGAAUCUUCCAGUGACCAACAGCGUGGGGGUUUGAGACGAGACUGUAGAACCAUAAUGGUAAGGUGUUAGAUCAGUUGAAAAUUGGCCUGUCCGUGUAAUAGGGAUUUUACUUGUGGCUGUAUAAUUUAGAAGUACACUUC
Messenger RNA from Hypoxylon fragiforme, 1389 nucleotides. RefSeq lists its product as uncharacterized. The transcript is spliced from 3 exons. The record is from RefSeq and is a predicted model, not a curated record. NCBI's taxonomy places the organism in Eukaryota, Fungi, Ascomycota, Sordariomycetes, Xylariales, Hypoxylaceae. The coding region runs from base 195 to 1133 and encodes 312 amino acids.